CCCUCUCCUCUGCCUUCUGACAAGUAAGUGCUCAAAGGACCCUGGAAGCUGUCUAGCAGGAACAACAUGGCCCUGGCCAGAUGGUUCACCUUAGCCAUCUGCAUCUUCGAAAUCAGCACUCUGCUUGUAGAGCCAUCUUCAAGUUCAGAGCCAAGGCAAGAAGAUGACUAUCCACAGCCUAUAGACCCUAUAGACUGUAGAAUGAGCCCAUGGGGUGAGUGGUCCCCCUGUGAUCCUUGCCUCAAACAAAGGUUUCGCUCAAGAAGCAUUGAAGUCUUUGGACAAUUUAAAGGGAAGAGUUGUCAUGAUGCUCUGGGAGAUAGACAAGCAUGCGUGCCCACUGGGGCUUGUGCAGAGGCCAAGGAUGGCUGUGGAAAUGACUUUCAAUGUGGUACAGGCAGGUGCAUAAAGAGGCGACUUCUUUGUAAUGGUGACAAUGACUGUGGAGACUUUUCAGAUGAGGAUGAAUGUGACAGUGACCCCCGUCUGCCCUGUCGUGACCGAGUGGUAGAGGAAUCUGAACUGGCGCGAACAGCAGGCUAUGGGAUCAACAUUUUGGGAAUGGAUCCCCUAAGCACACCUUUCGACAAUGAGUUCUACAAUGGGCUCUGUGACCGGGUUCGAGAUGGAAACACGUUGACAUAUUACCGGAGACCUUGGAACUUGGCAUUUCUAGCGUAUGAAACCAAAGUUGAUAAAAAUUUCAGGACUGAAACUUAUGAAGAAGAGAUUUCAAUAUUCACUAGAGUCAUGCAAGAGAAGAUGUCAAGUUUCAAUGCAAAUUUGGCUAUAAAAUUAACACCCACUGAAGCAAAUGAUGAUAACAAGGAAGAAACAACUGAAAAAGCACAGUCCUCAAACUCUGAUUAUUUCUCCAGUGCUUUUCGAUUUUCAUAUUUCAAAAAUGAGACUUAUAAACGAUUGUGGUCUUAUUCUUCACAGAAGGGAAAACAAUUUCUGCAUGUGAAAGGAGUUGUUCAGCUGGGAAGAUUUUUGAUGAGAAAUCGUGAUGUUGUGCUGACACAAACUUUCCUAGAUGAUAUAGAAGCUCUGCCCACCACCUAUGAAAAGGGAGAAUACUUUGGGUUUUUGGAAACGUAUGGAACCCACUACAGUAGUUCAGGGGUUCUAGGAGGACUCUAUGAACUAGUGUAUGUUUUGGAUAAAGCCUCCAUGAAAAAGGAAGGUGUUGAAAUAAGCGAUAUAAAAAGAUGUCUCGGGUACAAUCUGGAUGUAUCUCUCAGUCUUCCUGAAGUUGGACUUGAAGGCAAAGGAGAAGUUAAUAAGAAUGAUUGUGUGAAGAGCGGCCGGGGUAGAGUGGUAAACAUCACCCGUGACAACCUCAUUGAUGAUGUGAUUUCACUCAUAAGAGGAGGGACUGGAAAAUCUGCAUUUGAACUGAAGCAGAAGCUUCUCAAGGGAGCCAAGGCAAUUGAUGUGACUGACUUUGUAAAUUGGGCCUCUUCCUUAAGUGAUGCUCCCGUGCUCAUUAGUCAAAAACUAUCUCCUAUAUAUAAUCUGGUUCCUGUGAAAAUAAGAGAUGCACAUGUAAAGAAACAAAAUUUGGAAAGAGCCAUUGGAGACUAUAUUGAUGAAUUCAGUCCAAGAAAAUGCGUGCCAUGCCAAAAUGGAGGCACUGUGAUUCUCCUGGACGGACAGUGCGUGUGCUCCUGCCCAUCCAUCUUUAAGGGACUUGCCUGUGAAACCAAGAAGCACCAACUGCCUUAGGAAUCAUCAGUCCUUCCUUGUUUAAAAAAAAUGGAGCUGUGGGCUUCCCUAGACCCAGACAAGGAAAAUAAUAACAGACAUUUCCAAGUUAAGUUUCUACCACCGGACAUCAUCUUUGCUGAGAAGUAAAAAGUGACACGUUUGAUGAAAAUUCUACCAACCCCUGCAGUCUUCGGUCUUGUAGGUCUACAAUGCCUGUUUUUCUCCUUUUAAACUCCUAUAAUGUUCCCAUUUUUUAUUCUCUCAUGAAAAGUCAGCAGUAAAAUAUUCCAGGACAGUCUUUUUCCCACAGGCAAUGCCAAUCUCUUGCUAAUAAAAUAAAACUAAAUUAAAAACAGAAUGUUGGUUUAAAA
Perognathus longimembris pacificus (Pacific pocket mouse) is the source of this 2081-nucleotide messenger RNA. RefSeq names its product complement C9 (gene C9). The record is from RefSeq and is a predicted model, not a curated record. Gene Ontology annotation, cellular component: membrane attack complex. The transcript is spliced from 11 exons. Gene Ontology annotation, biological process: immune response. Lineage: Eukaryota; Metazoa; Chordata; Mammalia; Rodentia; Heteromyidae. The coding region runs from base 67 to 1728 and encodes 553 amino acids. Gene Ontology annotation, molecular function: protein binding.